Linderina pennispora is the source of this 1268-nucleotide messenger RNA. RefSeq lists its product as uncharacterized. The record is from RefSeq and is a predicted model, not a curated record. The transcript is spliced from 3 exons. The coding region runs from base 129 to 1061 and encodes 310 amino acids. Gene Ontology annotation, biological process: regulation of cell cycle. Gene Ontology annotation, cellular component: nucleus. NCBI's taxonomy places the organism in Eukaryota, Fungi, Kickxellomycota, Kickxellomycetes, Kickxellales, Kickxellaceae.
CUUUUCUCUCCGUCUUUACUUUCGUACAACUCCUCUUUAACACCCUUAUUAUUAGCAGAAUUCCAGCAUGGCAACUGACAUAUCCGCGGACACACAAAAGUUCCUGCACAACGCCGCCUGUGAACAUCAUGGUGCUGCUCGACCACGUGCGCACCUUCGACGGCAUCGAUUCCUCCGUCGAGUUCUCCGGGAAGCACUUCAAAACCUCAAUUGACAACCUGGCCACAGCCAUCGACAAGGAGGUAACGCGCUUCCUGAUAGCACUGAAGCCGCCAGCCCUGGACAAGGAGAUCCGCGAAUUGUGCCCAAAGAUCAAUGCCGGCUUCUUCCAGCUGGUGCAGCUUUUGAACCAGAUUCCGAAAUCGGCUGGCCUCACAUACCUGAAGGGCGUGACCCUGGUUAAUACCUUUAUUUCCGACAAGGUGGCACUGGAUAAGACGGUGUUGGCGGAACUGGCGUACACGUCGACAUCAGGCAUUUUCUGGGAGCACUGCAAGCAACUGACGCAGAUUCCGGUGGACAACCGUGCAGCGGUGGUGGUGAAGUGGAAGUCGAGCGUGGGCGAUCUGGUGCGCGAUGCUGUGGAUGAGCUGAAGGAGUCAGUGCAAGAGGCACAGGAGGCGCAGGAGGCGCAGAAAGAUGACUCGGCAGAGAACGACGGGUAUUCGAGCGACGAGAGCCUGGGCGAUUUCGAUCCGGAUAUUCCCGCAGAGCGCCUGGCGGAUGCACGCAAGGCGCAGCAGCUGGUGACCAUGGCGCGCUUGGUGUGCGAUAAGAUUGCAUUAAGGUGUAUCCGUGACUGCGACGACGUGACCGACGAGAAGAAUGUGUGGCUGGACCGUCUGCUGGAGUUGGGGCAGCCUGUGCAGGGGUGCGUGGACGAUCUGGUCGCUGCGUUGUUUAUUGAGGACGAGACCUGGAGUCGCCAGAUGGCCGUGGAGACAGGGAAUUUGGUCAGGGCCUGGACCAUUACUUUUGUUGAUGACUCACAUCUGAAGUGGUUCGAGAUGGCACAGACACGCUUGAAUUCUAUCCUGAACGAGUCGCCUGUUGCCCGGUAGCUAGCCCGGAGUGAAAGUCGUUGGAAUAGAGGAUGUAGUGUAUGUUAAGUGCUGGCUCUGCUCCUCCAGUAGCUCACAAUCCUCUGUACGUGGACUUGAUUGUGCUACAGGAUGACCGCGCAAUUGUUGGUGCAAUGUGGAUAAAUGUACGCACUUAAGGUGGUUGUUCUUUAGUGGAGAAUUACAUUUCAUUUUAGAUAUCUAGAA